Messenger RNA from Penaeus vannamei (Pacific white shrimp), 1507 nucleotides. The record is from RefSeq and is a predicted model, not a curated record. Lineage: Eukaryota; Metazoa; Arthropoda; Malacostraca; Decapoda; Penaeidae.
AUGGCAACGGUGCGUCCUUCUCAACCACGGACUUCCACUGGACAUUUGCCAGGACCGAUUUACGGGAGUGGAGGCUACUUGGACUACGCAUACGGGACUGGUGCACCACUUUGGAAAUCCUUAUGGAAAAUCAGGGUUUCUCAAAAUUUUAUACGGAAACACCUAGGCCUUGCCCACCCAUACGGCGCUCUACGAAAUGUUGGAGUCGGUGGACCUCACGCUCCCUUGCUGCUUCAGCUGGAUUCCACGCAGAUCUUGGCCUUUACCCUUCGCUUGCAGGUCUGGGUGGACUGUCUCCUUAUGUUGGACCGUACGCUGCUGGUGCUGGUUUUGGAAGAUUCAACGCUGCUUAUGGACGAAAUACCCCAAAUGUUGCUUUUGGUUCUCGCACCUCAACCAGUAUAUAAAGCAAACGCCGUUCUCGGGGACAGAGCAGUCGCUGCAGGUGAAGUCAACAGAAUGAUAGCUUUCCUUGUCACCGUGAGCGCCGCCCUCUUAUGCUCACACGCCGUCGCUGCGAGUAGCUACUUGGGACUUGCCCAGGGAACGCCACUCGGAGGAUUUUCGCAACAUGGCACUUUUCACGGUGGCUUGAUCCCCAGUGGUCUUUAUGGCAACGGUGCGUCCCUUGUCAACCAAGGACUUCCACUGGGACAUUUGCCAGGACCGAUAUACGGGAGUGGAGGCUACUUGGACUACGCAUACGGCACUAGUGCUCAUUUUGGAAAUCCUUAUGGAAAAUCAAGGUUUCUCAAAUAUUUAUACGGAAACCCCCUUGGCCUUGCCAACCCAUACGGCGCUCUACGAAAUGUUGGAGUCGGUGGAGUGAACGAGGCUGAGGAUGAAACAUCUGCCUCUGGAUCAGGUGCUACAGGCGGCUGAUUUCCAACAAUCAAAUCGGCGAUUCCACUCUAUCUGGAAUUAGUGGUUUACAUUCCAGUCCCAUUACUGGCUUGGAUGGCUUCCAUUCUGCUCUUCUUCCACACACUUCCAGUGUUGCUUUAGGAACACACCCUUAUGCUCUUGGACCUCAUACUUCCAUUGCUGCUCUGGGAGGAUUCCCAUAUGCUGCUGGACAUCACGCCUCUCUUUCUGCCUUUAGUGGAAUCCUCCCUAAUAUUGAAGCUGCAGGCCAAUUCCCUUAUGGUCUUAAGCCUCACACUCCCAUUGAUUAUUUAACUGGAUUCCCUUAUUCAGGUGGUCCUCACGCUCCCAUUGCUGCUUCAGCUGGAUUCCACGCAGGUCUUGGCCCUUACCCUUCGCUUGCAGGUCUUGGUGGACUGUCUCCUUAUGUUGGACCGUACGCUGCUGGUGCUGGUUUUGGCAGAUUCAACGCUGCUCUUGCACGAGAUACCCAAAAGGCUGCUUUAAGAUCUCGUAGCUCAGCCAACACGUCUUCAAUGAAUACAAAAAAGCAGGAAGCAAAGAAGCAAUAACUUUAUCAGACAGGCAAAAUUGCAAAGAAACUUUUAGAGUUUUCUGAGAAUAAAAUUACUUUCAUUACUUA